Molecule: messenger RNA, 661 nt
Organism: Amoebophrya sp. A25
Lineage: Eukaryota; Dinophyceae; Syndiniales; Amoebophryaceae
Source: the annotation of a GenBank genome assembly
GCGCAGUAGUUUUUUUUUGAAAUAGUAAUAGAUAAGAACGCUAUAAUAGGCAUAUAACGUUUAGUAGUAGUGUUUUCUUGUCUCUUCAUGCUCGAUGGGAUGAAAGAAUAUUUACACGAUGAAUGUACCUGAAGAGUGAAGAUGAUGAUCCUUAUUACCGUUUUAAUUCAUCUUACAUACCAUCUUCGCAGAACACAUUGAUAAAGGAUAAAAGGCUUACUUCGUUCGCAACGGAUCAUGUGCAACCUGUUGCUGUUCCGAUGAAAAGGAUAAACAUUCACACUUUGCUUGCUCUGAAUUCGUAGGUUUUUGUCUUGCUGCCUUGAUUCGCUGCACUGAAUCAUCGACUGAAGAUUGAUUGCUCCGAAGAUGGGUCGUGACCUUGUAUUGAUUUCGAAACCUGAUAUGAUGAGCCAAUAUUGAGUAAGUAGCUUCUUGUGCUUAAUCUCUUUGAGCUGAUUUUUACUAUCUCCUUUCUUGAGGUUCCGCUCUCUGAGUUGUUCGUCUUAAGUCGGAGCUUUCGUCCUGUCUACUCUUACUGCACUGGUGGCGCUUUCUCAUCUUCUAUCUCGAGUUGCUUGGAUUGGCUUAUAGUUAGGUCUAGUCUAGGUUAUUGAGUAUGUGACUUGGCUCAUUUCAUCAGUGCUCUCGGUCAAAGUAG